Messenger RNA from Myotis brandtii (Brandt's bat), 1487 nucleotides. Its product is annotated as guanine nucleotide-binding protein G(s) subunit alpha isoforms short. The transcript is spliced from 12 exons. The record is from RefSeq and is a predicted model, not a curated record. NCBI's taxonomy places the organism in Eukaryota, Metazoa, Chordata, Mammalia, Chiroptera, Vespertilionidae. Gene Ontology annotation, molecular function: mu-type opioid receptor binding; D1 dopamine receptor binding; GTP binding. Gene Ontology annotation, biological process: sensory perception of chemical stimulus; adenylate cyclase-activating dopamine receptor signaling pathway. Gene Ontology annotation, cellular component: heterotrimeric G-protein complex. Bases 69 to 1217 code for a protein of 382 amino acids.
GCUGCUUCGGCCAACCUGAGAACGACGAGUUCAGAGUCCCGCACAGUCCCAAGGUCACGACGAUUCCUAUGGUGGAGACUUGCAGACCGAUGUGCCUGGAAACCCAGGAGCAGCGCUUCCAGAUGCGCGAGCAGAGGAAGCGCAGCCAGCUCAUCGACAGGCAGCUACAGGAGGAGAAGAUGGGUUACACGUGUACGCACCGCCUGCUGCUUCUAGGUGCGGGAGAGUCUGGUAAAAGCACCAUUGUCAAGCAAAUGAGGAUUCUGCAUGUUAAUGGGUUUAAUGGAGAUGAGAAGGCCACCAAAGUGCAGGACAUCAAAAACAACCUGAAGGAGGCCAUUGAAACCAUUGUGGCCGCCAUGAGCAACCUGGUGCCGCCCGUGGAGCUGGCCAACCCCGAGAACCAGUUCCGCGUGGACUACAUUCUGAGUGUGAUGAACGUGCCCGACUUUGAUUUCCCUCCCGAAUUCUACGAGCACGCCAAGGCUCUUUGGGAGGACGAGGGCGUCCGAGCCUGCUAUGAGCGCUCCAACGAGUACCAGCUGAUUGACUGUGCCCAGUACUUCCUGGACAAGAUUGAUGUCAUCAAGCAGGACGACUAUGUCCCCAGCGAUCAGGACCUGCUUCGCUGCCGUGUCCUGACUUCUGGAAUCUUUGAGACCAAGUUCCAGGUGGACAAAGUCAACUUCCACAUGUUUGACGUGGGCGGCCAGCGUGACGAACGCCGCAAAUGGAUUCAAUGCUUCAAUGAUGUGACUGCCAUCAUCUUCGUGGUGGCCAGCAGCAGCUACAACAUGGUCAUUCGGGAGGACAACCAGACCAACCGCCUGCAGGAGGCUCUGAACCUCUUCAAGAGCAUCUGGAACAACAGAUGGCUGCGCACCAUCUCUGUGAUUCUGUUCCUCAACAAGCAAGACCUGCUCGCUGAGAAAGUCCUUGCUGGAAAAUCGAAAAUUGAGGACUACUUUCCAGAAUUUGCUCGCUACACUACUCCUGAGGAUGCGACUCCUGAGCCCGGAGAGGACCCACGCGUGACCCGGGCCAAGUACUUCAUCCGCGAUGAGUUUCUGAGAAUCAGCACUGCCAGUGGAGAUGGGCGCCACUACUGCUACCCUCACUUCACCUGCGCUGUGGACACCGAGAACAUCCGCCGUGUGUUCAACGACUGCCGCGACAUCAUCCAGCGCAUGCACCUCCGUCAGUAUGAGCUGCUCUAAGAAGGGAACCCCCAAAUUUAAUUAAAGCCUUAAGCACAAUUAAUUAAAAAUUAAAUGUACACGCAGUUAAUCACCCACCAUAGGGCAUGAUUAACAAAGCAACCUUUCCUCUCCCCCUUGAGUGAUUUUGCGAAACCCCCUUUUCCCUUUCAGCUUGCUUAAAUAUUCCAAAUUUAGAACGCUUAAGGCGGCCUUCAGAUAAAGAAAAAGAAAAAAAGGCCAAAAUGGUUCCCUCUCUCUUUAAGUAACUAAAAUUAACAGCAGCAAACA